Messenger RNA from Puntigrus tetrazona (Sumatra barb), 1921 nucleotides. RefSeq names its product lysophosphatidic acid receptor 2b (gene lpar2b). The transcript is spliced from 6 exons. Gene Ontology annotation, biological process: G protein-coupled receptor signaling pathway. The record is from RefSeq and is a predicted model, not a curated record. Gene Ontology annotation, cellular component: membrane. NCBI's taxonomy places the organism in Eukaryota, Metazoa, Chordata, Actinopteri, Cypriniformes, Cyprinidae. Bases 213 to 1325 code for a protein of 370 amino acids. Gene Ontology annotation, molecular function: lysophosphatidic acid receptor activity.
AGGCCCCGCCCCCCGGAGCCGAGCGCAGGUGAGCGCGCCCGUGAACUCGACGGCGGCGGAGAGCGCGAGCGGAGCAGCGACAUGAGACUCGGUCCGACGCGACCGGACUGAGCUGAACGGCACCGAGCGCACCUAGAUCUGGCUCCAUGAGUGACCCCUGACCCGUAAAGCUCCUCCCCUCCAGUCGUUCCCGUCCAAUCGCAAGCUUCACCAUGGUUUGCUACUACAACGAGAGCAUAAAGUUCUUCUACGACCUCAGUAAGAAGAACAUCAGCGACACGUGGAGGUCCAAAGAUGUGGUGGUGGUGACUCUGGGCCUGCUGGUCUGCACCAUCGUCAUCUUCACCAACAUCCUGGUCAUGUUGGCCAUCUUCAUGAACCGCAGGUUCCACUACCCCAUCUACUACCUGCUGGGGAACCUGGCGGCCGCCGACCUGUUCGCCGGCAUCUCCUACCUGUACCUGAUGUUCCACACGGGCCCCUGGACCAUCAAGCUCUCCGUCUACGAGUGGUUCGUGAGACAGGGUUUGAUCGACACCAGUCUGACGGCCUCCGUCAUCAAUCUGAUGGCCAUCGCGCUGGAGCGCCACCAGACCAUCUUCACCAUGCAGCUGCACAGCAAGAUGACCAACCACCGGGUGGUGCUGCUGAUCGCGGGCAUCUGGGUCAUCGCCAUCGUGAUGGGUUUGGUGCCCGCUAUGGGCUGGAGCUGCGUCUGCAACAUCCUGCAGUGCUCCAACAUGGCGCCGCUCUACAGCCGCAGCUACCUGGUGUUCUGGGCCGUGCUCAACCUGCUGACCUUCACCGUCAUGGUGGCCGUCUACACGCGCAUCUUCGUCUACGUGCGCCGCAAGAGCCACCGCAUGAGCCAGCACACCUCGCAGGUCAAGCACAAGGAGACGGUGGUCAACCUCAUGAAGACCGUCGUCAUGAUCCUGGGGUGUUUCGUGGUCUGCUGGACGCCGGGUCUGGUUCUCCUGCUCCUGGACGGUCUGUGUAAGUCCUGCAACGUCCUGACCUACGAGAAGUUCUUCCUGGUGUUGGCCGAGUGCAACUCCUUCAUGAACCCCAUCAUCUACUCGUACCGCGACAAGGACAUGCGCGACACCUUCAAGCGCAUCCUGUGCUUCCCGUGUCUGGGCUCGCGGCAGAAGGGCGAGCACUCGGGCGUCCGCUUCAACACCCUCGAGCAAGAGCGGAGACGGCGCGUGCUGCAGGAGUCAUGGGUCGCUCGUAAGGCCCGUGAAGGAGACGGAGCGCAGGCUAACGGAGGACAGGUCGCACUGAAGGACGCCGAGGACAUGCUGGACUCCACCGAGAGCUGAGGAACGUGAAGCAGAAGGAUCCGCUCCGUGCAGUGUGCUGAUUGGCCGAAGGAGCCGUCAAUCACUCCCUGCGCAUUUGAAUGGGCAUCAAAUGAAGAGACCGUGUGUUGAGCUGUAACUGUGAAUGAGUUUGUUGUAAAUACGCUUUUUAUUUAAUUAAAGUUUUACCGGUGGAGUUUAUACAUGUUCUUUUGUUUUAUUAUUUUAAAAACAUGACUGACGUUUUUUACGAUGCCAACUUUUCCGCUGCCCAAUACUGAUUCAAUUUCAGCGUUCUUGAAAACAAGUAAGCAAAUGCGUUUCUCAGGUAAUGUCAGAAUGCAAGUAAACCAGAACAAAUUUGUGUAGUCUUUGCUUAUUUCAAGCUUUUUUUUUUUUUGUAAAUAAUUGUACAUUUAAUUGUUGAUGUAACUCCAUGCAAACCCAGUAAGGCAAUCAUUUGUUAAAAUUUAAUUGAAAUAUUAAAAUCUUUUGAGCUACGCUAUAUACAGCCAACCGGAUGUGAUGUAUUUCUGUGUAAAACGUCUUUUUGAAAUGACUUCUUUAUAUUUAUUUACACUGAACAUCCCUAGUAAACACAGCACGCUUGGUCUCCC